Molecule: messenger RNA, 3989 nt
Organism: Cebus imitator (Panamanian white-faced capuchin)
Lineage: Eukaryota; Metazoa; Chordata; Mammalia; Primates; Cebidae
Gene: AEN
Product: apoptosis enhancing nuclease
Exons: 7
Coding region: 1071-2048 (325 amino acids)
Cellular component (GO): nucleus
Molecular function (GO): nucleic acid binding; exonuclease activity
Source: RefSeq, a predicted model, not a curated record
CCCUCCUCCAGGUCCAGGGCUCAUGCCUGGAGGAGCAGCCGACUGGAGCUGAUAUUCGGGAAGCUGAGCCUGAGGCUGCUCUGGAGGGCCGGGGAACGGGGCGGCCAGGCUUGGCACCCGCCUAAGGUGCAGUGAAGAGGAGGAAAGGCGACUCCGGAGCCCAGCAGGUGAGCGCUCCUACGGGGUGCUGGGCAGGCUAGAGGUGUGGGGGCGUCGGUUCCAGUACCUGCCCGGGACGACGCGGAAACCCAGCUUGCAGUUUGUUUCGCUGGGUCCCGUGCCCCCCAGGAGAAAGACGGCCCCAUAGCCUCGCCGGAGCCGCUUCUCGCAACCCAGCCGCCCCAAGCCCGCUGCCGCCGCCGCCGCUCCUCCCGCGCUUCUCGCCCCUGAUUCUAGAUGCAGCUGACCUGUUGCAUGCAGAAGAGCAGCCGCGUUCCGCGUUCCAAGCCUCUUCUCGCUGCUUUGCCCGCCACCAGAUCUGAGCGCCAGGAGUCCGGGGACUCUGCCUGCAAGCACCCAGAGAGCCCAGAGCCGCAGGAAGAAAUGUCAAAAGUACCAGAAGACAACUGGCCUUUCGACUCGGCGGACCCAGCGCCUCUACUUCGAGUCGCUACCCGAUUGGAGUGGGCUCAGAAUCAGUCUGCUGAAGGUCCCUGGAGCCCCCACCCCAGCGAAUCUGAGCCUUCAGCUUCAGCACCAGAGGCUGGACAGCGCCCCGGCCCUAGGGUGCCAAUGGUCGGUGCCUGCCUGCGCGCGGCUCAGCUUCCCAACCCCAGACCACUUGCGCUCGCGGCCCCUCAGACCCCAGGCGGAGGAGAUCAGGAGGUGACUCAGGUUCGCGGAAGAAUAGCUGCGCCUUUCGCCUGAAUUUUCAGUGACAAACAGAGAAGCUGAAUGGAUGGAGACAAUGACUCUCUAAUUCAGUGUAAGAGCUGAUUCAUCGCAUCCCAGGAAGACUUGUUGCAGGAUGGAAACUCUCUGACAGCAGCCUGGAAGAAGCUUUACUGCUGCUGCCCCGUUGGAAGAUUACUACCCAGGCUUCCCUUGCCCCAAGCAGUGAGCUGACUGGAAUGGUGCCCCGGGAGGCCCCUGAGUCUGCUCAGUGCCUGUGCCCUUCCCUCACCAUCCCCAAUGCCAAGGAUGUGCUUCGGAGAAGGCACAAGAGAAGGAGCCGACAGCACCAGAGGUUCAUGGCCCGGAAGGCCUUGCUGCAGGAGCAGGGGCUGCUGAGCAUGCCUCCAGAACCAGGGUCCUCCCCACUGCCCACACCUUUGGGGGCGGCGCCAGCUCCUGAAGCUGCCAGCAGUGGGAAGCAGUGUCCAAGGGCUGGUUCUGGUGCUGCUGCAUGCAGCAGGAGGCCUGACCCCAGGAAAGCCUCAGGGCCCUGGCCCAGCAAGUGUGUGGCUAUUGACUGUGAGAUGGUGGGCACGGGACCCCGAGGGCGGGUGAGCGAGCUGGCCCGCUGUUCCGUGGUGAGUUAUUAUGGCGAUGUUCUCUACGACAAGUACAUCAGGCCUGAGAUGCCCGUCGUUGACUACCGUACUCGCUGGAGUGGCAUCACACGCCAGCACAUGCGCAAGGCCAUCCCCUUCCAGGUGGCCCAGAAAGAGAUCGUUAAGCUCCUGAAGGGCAAGGUGGUGGUGGGGCAUGCACUGCACAACGACUUCCAGGCCCUCAAGUACGUCCACCCGCGGAGCCAGACCCGGGACACCACCUAUGUCCCCAACUUCCUCAGCCAGCCCGGCCUCCACACCCGGGCCCGGGUCUCUCUGAAGGACCUGGCCCUGCAGCUGCUGCACAAGAGGAUCCAGGUGGGCCAGCACGGGCACUCGUCAGUAGAAGAUGCCACGACGGCCAUGGAGCUGUACCGGCUGGUGGAAGUGCAGUGGGAACAGCAGGAGGCCUGCAGCCUCUGGACCCGCCCUGAGGACAGAGAACAUGACAGCAGCACAGACAUGGAGCAGUACAUGGAGGACCAGUACUGGCCCGAGGACCCGGCCCGCGGCAGCAGAGGCGGAGAUGGGGAAGCACAGGACAGAAGGGAUUGAGAAGGGGGUGGGGCUCCCUGGCUGGUCUGCCCAUGUGGCCGGUAGGAAGUGGGGGCCAGGACAGCAGCAGGCACUCCUUCUUGGGUAGAGUGGGGCAGGAUGCAGUGAGCCAGCCCCAGGGCCAGAGAUGUUGAGUCAUCUGUUAAGCUGACCCCGUCCGCUCACAGCAUAGCCCGCCAUCUCUCCAGGGCUGUUGGUUCUUUCUCCUGACUCCUGUGGUUUUGCUAAUGGCACUUUAUUGGCUCCAUGGAGAUGUCAGGUGGACCAUCUUCCAGGGCCCAGCAGGAGUAGGGAAUGUGGCAACUGAUCGCCCCGGUUGUCGCGGCCUUCCCCACCCCCCCAGAUCUCCUGAGUCACACUGUGCUACUGAAAGGGAUCAUAUCGCCCUCUCUGGGGAUGGGCGGUGGGGAUGUCAAUAUCCUGGAGCUCCCUUACCCCAGCUCAAUGACUGGGGGUAAAGUUCUCUUUUGUGGUCUACCUCUUCCUCCACUCAGUUUUGGGUUCAGAACAAAUAUGCCCUGAAGUUAAAGAGUUAAGUCCUAAAGGAGACAUUUCUUUCCCCCUCCCUGACCUGGAGCUCCGGCGAAGUAGGAACUCCGCUCCUCAUGGCCUGUCAGCUCCCUGCUAGGCUACAGUGGAACAGCAGAGUUCACAUGCUUCUUGUGGGGAGCUGGCCCCUUCACAUGCUUGGCAACAGAAGACCCCAGGCCCAGCUCAGGGAGGAGGGACGGCAGGUGAGCUUUGGACGAGACCCAGCAUAUUUAUUUUGACCCAAAUCAGGGAUUUCCCCAGUCCACCCAGUACUAGGCACUUAAGCAAAUGCAGAGACACAAGACAGCGUUUUGAAUUCUGGGCCUUUGUGCAGAACUGUGCCUGACCUUUAUUAAGAGCAGGGCCACUCGUCUCAGGGAGUGGAAUCUGUGUGUCUCCUGGGGUGGGGCGGGGCAUUGCCAGGGAAGCAGUGGCCUUGAACCUGGUCUGGUGCCCCCUCAGCUCAUUGACAAUCACUGUGGCUAAUGGGUUUUCUCCUAUUUCUAAAAAUGUUCUCUUGUUUCCUAAGUGACAGCUGUGAAGUAUUGGGUAACCAAGAGCUCAGGUCACACAGACCUUGGGGCCCCAUCUUUGCCGUCACUUAGCUCUGAGACCUUAGGCAAGUGAGGGGCGUCACUCUUGAGCCUGCUGUUUCCUCGUCUGUAAAAUGGGGAUGGUGGUACGGCUUACCUCGCAGGGUUGUAAUGAGCACUAAAUCUAAACCGUUUCACACGGUGCCUGGCGCGUGGUGAGCCACAGCCACUGUGAGCUUUGUUUUUCCUUUAUUUUUUAAGCCCAAAAUAGGGCCACAACAUUGUUUAUUCUUCGAGGAUUUGUUGGAACCUCUUCAGGAUAACCCGAGUCCACAGGCUGAACAGCUGUGGCUCACACAGAGCUGCUCCGGCUUUUGGCUGUUUCCAGCAGUGGUGGGGCACUGGCCUGGUGAGGACACAGAGGGAGGGUCACGGUUAUCCGUGUGUCUUGUCUGUGGCCAGCAGGUGCAGGUGUGGAUUCUGGUCAGGGUCCCAACACUGGGAGGUGACAACAGAGCAAAGCAGCACAGGGGACAGGGAGGUAGAAACAGUGCUGACGUCACACUACCCCACCUUCAGCUGAAGCCCCGCGUUCCACAAACAGGGUUCUAGAUUGUCCAGUCACUGGCUCCCUCCCUAUCAGGACAGCACAGAGAAAGGGGCUGGCUGAGUCUUACCACAUCUGGCCUGGCUCCAGGACUUGGUUCUGGAUUUUUUUAAAGUCGGUAGCUAAUGUGAAACUCAGUUGAGCAUAGCUUCGAUCCCUUGGUCUGGGGCUGAAAGAAGAUGGUGCUGUUAUCAGUGGGAAAAUGUACUACUUAAGAUCAGCUUUGGUGUAAAACCGUUUGUUCUGGAAUAAAACACAAUUGGAAAAGUG